CCGCACCGUCCUGCCGGGACCGGGCCACAGGCUCCCGGCCCCUCUCUGGCCCCGAUGGACUGGCAAGAGAGCGAGUACCUGGAUAAGCAUGGGAAAUAUACCCCCUGCAGAAACUGCAUGCCCGGGCAGGAGCUUUCCAAGGACUGUGGCGACGACGGCGGGGGGGAUGCGCAGUGCGUGGCCUGCCCUCCCAGGAAGUUUAAAGACAGCUGGGGGCAUCACGGCUGCAAGCCCUGCCUCUCCUGCACCCUCAUCAACCGCGUCCAGAAGUCCAACUGCACGGCGACAACCAACGCGGUCUGUGGGGAGUGCCUGCCGGGGUUUUACCGCAAGGCGCGGAUCAGCGGACAGCUGGAUUGGGAGUGCAUCCCUUGCACCAAGCAGACUCCCUCCUCCGAGCGUCAGUGUCAGUACAGAACAAACCUGGUGAAGGUAGCUGUCCCCACCGUACCGCCGCAGGACACGGCCCUUCUUGCACUGACCAGCAGCGCCCUGGUCAUCAUCGUACUGGUGCUUCUGGCACUCUCCAUCAUCUACUGCAAGCGGUUUUGGAAGAGCCAGUGCCAGCGAGUCUUCCUGAGGACUCAGAACUUCUCAGACCAGCGAGCAAUGUUCCCGACCGCAGCGGCGCCCGGCAGAUUCCUGUGUGAGGAGCAGAUGUCUGGUCCCUGCUGCCUGGGUGUGAAGAACCUGAGCCCCUGCUACAGGCAGGCAGAAGGCCCUGUGGAAGCGGUGCAGUUCAUUUCAGACGGGGAAGCCGUGGGUCUCCAGCUUCCCUCUCUCCAGCCGGAGACGGACUUGCCGCCAGCCGUCACAGUCAGCACUGCCUCCAAAGCCCAGCUGGGCAGGAGUCUCCUGGAAAGCCAGCCCCUCAUACGGGCCUCCGGCCGCAGUGACUGCCUGGUUGGGGUCCUGCCGCCCUCCGACCCCAGGCAGGGCCAGCCAGGCACGGUGGAGGCCCUGGCCCCCCUCUCCUCCUGCGCCUCCGAGAUGCAGCACAAGUGGCCACACGCCCCAGUGGAGUGCACCGAGCUGGACCUCCAGAAGUUCUCCACCCAGGCAGAGUUUGUGGGCAGCGAGCGGCCAGAGGACGCGGCGAGCCGGGCGGCACAGAGGAUCCUGGCAGAGAGUGGUGGCGUGGGGCGGGAGGGGGCCCGGCACCUGCCCUCCGCCUUCCCAAAUCCCACUGCCGAAAGCGGAGAGCAGCCGGUGAAUGAUGCUCAGAGCCUUGUGACUCAGAUCAGCAGCACAGCAAAGGGUCUGCCGAUAGCAGAGCUGCCCCAUUCCUUGGUGCAGUCACUUGCCUUCUUGUUGGACCCUUCCUUGAAUGGUGUGAAGAACUUCAGCCACGUGGCACUGGAGCUGGGGGUCACACCCCAGUUGCUGGGACGGAUAUCAGGAUUUGAGCAGCUCGUCGCUCACUUCACCUACUCGGGAGACGCGGUCACCAUCCCGCUCCUGGCCCAAGCUCUGCAGCAGCUCCAGCGGUUCGAUGCCUUGCUCCUACUCUGCGACCACUUCGCGCUCAGCCAGGCUCAGGGCCACCAGCGCUAGAGAGAUCAGGGAAGGGACGGAGGAAGCUCCAGGCACUGUAUGUACUGGUCAGGAGAGGAUCCGGUAGCCCUGCGGUCACAUAAUCUCUGAUGUGUACAUGCGGAGUACAUGGAGGUGGUCUUUGCAUGGCGGAACAGAAAGACGCGAGGGGGAGCGUCCCUCCUCGGGGGAGUGCUGGGAGGCCACAGCCAUGCCUCCUCCCAGCCUCCACACGGGAGGGUUGGCUCAGACCCCUCCGGAGGCCAUUUUUCUCUGGCUGCAUUUACACCUUUGUCUGGCAGUGGAGUGCCGUCAGUCGCUGUGCCGCCUGAGCUGUGGUGCUCUCGCUCUGCAGUGAGCCCCGUGCUGCCCCAGCUGUUGGCACGGGGUCCC
Molecule: messenger RNA, 1926 nt
Organism: Gavia stellata (red-throated loon)
Lineage: Eukaryota; Metazoa; Chordata; Aves; Gaviiformes; Gaviidae
Gene: EDA2R
Product: ectodysplasin A2 receptor
Exons: 9
Coding region: 55-1554 (499 amino acids)
Biological process (GO): tumor necrosis factor-mediated signaling pathway; positive regulation of canonical NF-kappaB signal transduction; positive regulation of JNK cascade
Cellular component (GO): plasma membrane
Molecular function (GO): protein binding; tumor necrosis factor receptor activity
Source: RefSeq, a predicted model, not a curated record